This is a messenger RNA of Adineta steineri, 897 nucleotides long. Lineage: Eukaryota; Metazoa; Rotifera; Eurotatoria; Adinetida; Adinetidae. The record is from the annotation of a GenBank genome assembly.
AUGAAAAGAGUAUGGACUGAUUCACCAAUAAUAAAAUAUAUAUUACAUUUACCUCCAUCACCUAAUCAAAUUCUUAAUAAUGAACUUAAUUCUAUUGGUAAUCAAGAUUUAAUUGAAUCAAUAGAACUAUUUAAUGAAUUAGCUGCUUAUUAUGCUCAAACGGCAAUUAAAGAUCUUGAUUUUAAUCAACAACAUCAUCCAUUAUUAAGUGCAUGUCGUUCUCUUGCUUCAACUUUACAUUCAGAACAAGUAACAUGGCAUUCAACACAACUUCGUCUUAUUCAAUUAAUUGAACGUUUUCCUCGUUUAAAACCAUUUUUAAUAGCAUUAAACAAAUAUGGUUCACAUUUAAAAGAUAUUCUUAGUGGAGAAAAAAAUGGAUUAGAUAUAUUUGUUGGUGAUGAUGAAAUUGAACAAAUUUUUCAACAAAUUGAAACUCUUAUAAGUGCAACUAAAACACGACAAAUUUUUCAUUCGAUUUAUGUUUUACCUAUUCUUGAUUUUUUUCUUAAUUUAUCACAACAAACAUGUUUAUUGAUUGAUUUACAUUAUGCAGAUUCUGAUCCAAUACAACUUGCAAAUGCUCAACAAACAUUUAAUACACAUAUAAAUAAUCAAACAACUGAUUUAUAUGAUAGUAAAACACUUAAAAAAAUACCAUUAGAAUCAUUUGAUAUUAUAAUAUCUGCACAUCAACUUCUAGGAAAUCAAGAUUUGACAAAAAAAAAUUCUUUAAUGGCUCUUCGUCGUUUACUUGUUCCUAAUGGUCUUCUUUUAUUACUUGAAUUAGUUCGUGUUCCACUUUAUUCUGAUCUUAUUUUUGGUUUUAUUGAUCAAUGGUGUUCGUCUGAUAAUGUUGAUAAUAAUAAUCAUGCUUUAAAUAGUAUUCAACAAUGA